CAUCAUGUGCAUUUAUUUUCAGUUUUGUAAAGAUUUUUGUAGCGGUGGUUGUGUUGUUCGUGUGCCGGUGUUCAUAAAAUAGGAAAUGUUAAAUUUUUCACAUUUUAUACGAGUCUAUUGGACUUUUUAUGACACAAUAAUUUCGUGAUAUAGUUCACUGUGUUGAUUUUGUUUAACAUAAAAAGUGAACAUUUUGUGUUGAUGUGAUUUAUUUUUGUAAAAUAAUUUCGUUGUGUGGUUGUGCAAGGAUUUGUACGAUUGGCUGGUGAUUUGCCUAAUUCAGCGUUCUAUGAAGUUUACAAGACGAAAGACAUCCACUGCUGUUGGAGUCGCGUGUGCACCUCCACUUGUGAUGUUCUCCCGGUGAGAGUGACCCGACCAGUGCUGGUCAUGGUGUCGUAAGCGCAUGCGUCAUUUACUCGUUACGGUGUGAGCGCUAUACGCGGCGAUGGGUGCGUCGGGUGUAUCGGACGAGUACUCGCCGCCGCGGCUCUCCCGCUGGCUCCACUCGGUGCCUCAUAUCAACGUCACGCUGCACCGCGUCAACGACACAUUCGCGCCGGACUCGCCGGUCUACCUCGAGAGUCUGGGCAUCAUCGGUUCAAUACCUGGCGCCUGGUUGAUCCUGACGUUGACCGUUCUACUCAUAUACCUGCUGACGAGAUGCUGCGACAGAAAGCAACGGCCUCCCAGGAGUAUCACGGCUUUGAAGAUAACCUUGAUGAUUCUGUCGGUGCUAUGCUGUGCCGCGAUCGGCGUCGGACUCUUCGGCAAUGACGACCUGCACAACGCUAUGCUGCAGAGCAUCCAGGCGGGCAACCAGCUCGCAGCGCUUGUCAACACUGUCAAGAACCAGUCAAGUAUCCUAGAGGAGGCGAUGGGAUCUCGUGCGCGUGCGCCGCUGGCGCGGCUGGCGGAUGCGCUGGACGCGCCGGUCGCCAACCAGACAGCGCUCGGUACGCUGCUGCGCGCCCUCUCCGCGCUGCGCAACAACGCCAGCGCCGCCGCCUCCGCCGCGGACAACUUGCGCCGCCCGCUCGCAGAGCUUAACCUUGAUGCGUUCAUGAAGAGGCUGUGGGUGUGGGAGGCGGCGCGGUGGGUGGGCGGCAUGGCGGGGUGGUGCUGCGGCGGCGCGGUGUGCGUGGCGCUGCUCGCCGCCGCCGCGCGCCGCUCCCGCCGGGCGCUGCUGCUGCUCUGCGUGGGUGCCUUGGGCGCGCUGGUGGCGUGCUGGGUGGCGGCGGCGCUGCUGGCGGCGGGCGCGGUGGCGGCGGCCGACGCGUGCCAGGACCCCGCCGCCGCGCUCGCGCAUCACGCGCCGCACCGACUGCCGCCCGACAUGGUGCACUACUACGUGUCGUGCGUGGUGUCGCGCGAGAACGCGCUGACGGCGGAGCUGCGCGCGGCGCAGCGCGCGGUGGUGGCGGUGCGGCAGGCGCUGGCGGUGCUGGCGCGCGGCGCGCCGGCGCUGUUCGCGGACGCGGCGCUGCCGGCGGCGCUGGGCGCGCUGGGCGCGGGCACGGCCGAGGCGGAGCGCGCGCUGGUGUCGCUCGGCGCCGCGCUGGAGUGCCGCAUGGCGCGCGCCUACUUCGUCAGCGCCGCGCGGGCCGCCUGCGACGCCGGCUUGCAGGCGCUGGCUUUACAACUACUCGCGGCGGUGGCGGCCGGCUUUCUCUUUACCGCCAUUGUGCUAGUCGACUCGCACGCCUGGAUCUACAUCAACACUAAACGGUCCGGCAGCGGCGAGGAGCAGGCGCCGUUCCUGUCGAGCGGCGGCAGCAGCGCGGCGAGCCGCACGCUGCCGCGCGCCGCGCCCUACAACAACGGCAAGCCGCCCUCCUACAGCGCCGCCGUGCAGCUCAUGGACCUGGCCGACCGCGACCGACCCAGGUGCGACCUCACACACGACCACAAACUACGCAUGUCGGGCAGCGCGACGCUCGGGCGCGGCUCGAGCGGCGGCGGCGGCGCGGGCGCGCCCCCCGGACCCGCGCUCGGCGCGCACACGCUCGGCCGCGCCCACAACGGCAAGUACGCCACGCUCAGCAAGCAGUGCAAGACGCUCGAGAGCAACGACUUCUACUGAGACCGGCCCGGCGGCGGCGGCGGCGGCAGCGGCACGCAACACCACGAACACAACGCAGGCACAAUGGGUCGCGCGACGAGCCUCAACCGUUUCGACCCGAAGUACGCGUCGUUCGGACCGCGCGCGCCCCGGGCUCGGCAC
Molecule: messenger RNA, 2224 nt
Organism: Manduca sexta (tobacco hornworm)
Lineage: Eukaryota; Metazoa; Arthropoda; Insecta; Lepidoptera; Sphingidae
Product: protein tweety
Exons: 15
Coding region: 449-2083 (544 amino acids)
Cellular component (GO): plasma membrane
Molecular function (GO): intracellularly calcium-gated chloride channel activity; volume-sensitive chloride channel activity
Source: RefSeq, a predicted model, not a curated record